Anguilla rostrata (American eel) is the source of this 2861-nucleotide messenger RNA. RefSeq names its product serine incorporator 1-like. Lineage: Eukaryota; Metazoa; Chordata; Actinopteri; Anguilliformes; Anguillidae. The record is from RefSeq and is a predicted model, not a curated record. The transcript has 10 exons. Gene Ontology annotation, cellular component: membrane. Bases 199 to 1569 code for a protein of 456 amino acids.
AUGCGAGGAAAAGACAGUAGUCAUUAAGAAGUAGCUAGCCUACCCCUAAAACGAAUAGUUUUGUGUACGGAAUAUCUGUGGAAUUCUCUGUGGAGGUGUGGCCUGGUCAUAGCACACGGAAGAAACCAAGUGCGUUUCCGUGUUUACGACUUUCUUUCCAGCAAUUUUUCUUCUGAAAGUUACUUUUAAAACAAGAAGAUGGGCGCUUGUAUGGCAUUGUGUUCGCUGGCCAGCUGUGCCUCGUGUCUGUGUGGCUCCGCCCCCUGCCUCCUGUCCGGCUGCUGUCCGUCCACCAACAACUCCACGGUGACGCGACUGGUGUUCUCCCUCUUCCUGCUCCUGGGCACCGCCGUGUCCAUCAUAAUGAUCCUGCCCGGCAUGGAGACGCAACUGAACAAGAUACCGGGCUUUUGCAAGGGCGGCACCUCCAUAUGGGUGAUCGAGAACAAGGUGAACUGUGACAUCAUCGUGGGCUACAAGUCCGUCUACCGCAUGUGCUUCGCCCUAGCCUGCUUCUUCUUCCUGUUCUGCCUCCUCAUGAUCCGAGUGCGCAGUAGCAAGGACCCCCGCGCCCACAUCCAGAACGGGUUCUGGUUCUUCAAGUUCAUGAUUCUGGUGGGAAUUACAGUCGGGGCCUUCUUUAUCCCUGAUGGGAUCUUCAACACAGUGUGGUUCUACUUUGGUAUGGUGGGCUCCUUCUUCUUCAUCACCAUCCAGCUCAUCCUCCUCGUUGACUUUGCCCACUCCUGGAACGAGGCCUGGGUAGGAAGAGCUGAGGAGGGCAACAGGAAGUGCUGGUUUGCAGGCUUGCUCUUCUUCACCAUUCUCAACUAUGCCCUGGCGUUUGUUGCCGUGGUGCUGUUCUACCUGUUUUACACCCAAGCCGACGACUGCACCGAGCACAAGGUCUUCAUCAGCCUGAACCUCAUCUUCUGCGUCGUCGUCUCCGUCAUCUCCAUCCUGCCCAAAGUGCAGGAAGCUCAGCCACAGUCUGGCUUGUUGCAGUCCUCCCUCAUUAGUCUGUACACCAUGUACGUCACCUGGUCUGCCAUGUCCAACAACCCUAAUCGGAAGUGCAACCCCAGCCUUCUCAGCUUAGUGUUCAACUCCAGCAGCACCACCCCGGCCCCUACCCUUGCCCCGGGAGAGAUUCAGUGGUGGGAUGCGCAAGGCAUUGUGGGAUUGAUCAUCUUCCUUUUAUGCACCCUCUACUCCAGCAUCCGCUCGUCCAACAACGCCCAGGUGAACAGACUGAUGCAGACGGAGGAGAGCCAGGGGCUGACGGCCGUGGAGGCGGGGCCGUCGGAGGACGGGGUGCGGCGCGCCGUGGACAACGAGGAGGACGGCGUCACCUACAGCUACUCCUUCUUCCACUUCUGCCUCUUCCUGGCCUCCCUCUACAUCAUGAUGACCCUCACAAACUGGUACCAUCCGGACGCGGAGUACCAGGCGAUGCAGAGCUGCAUGCCGGCGGUGUGGGUGAAGAUCUCCUCCAGCUGGUUAGGCCUGCUGAUCUACCUCUGGACCCUGCUGGCCCCGCUCAUCCUGCCAGACCGAGACUUCAGCUAAGCACGCACCGUGUGUGUGUGUGUGUGUGUGUGUGUGUGUGUGUGUGUGUGUGUGUGCGCACGCGCGCAUACUUGAGUGUGUGUAUAUCUGAGUGUGCCCAUUGCCCACAUACAAUACAAUACAAUACAAUAAGCUCUUAUGUAGUGCUCUUUAUGCAUACAUCCCAGGGCACUUUACAAAAAUAAAAUAAAAUAAAUAACAUAAGAAGUCAAAACUAAGAGGAAUAGGCAUGCAUGAAUACAUACAUGAAUAAGUGUGUGCGCGUGUGUGUGUGUACCUGUGUACACAUGCACAUUCUUGAGUGUGUGUAUAUCUGAGUGUGCCCACUGCCCACAUACAUGAAUGAGUAGGUGUGUGUGUGUGUGUGUGCGCGUGCGUGCACGUUCUGUAGGUUCUGCCUUUAAUCUGGUGGGUUUGAAGGAUAUGGAGCAAACCCUGACCUGACGCCGUGUUUUUGUCAAUAGGGAAAGAUUUGUUUUUUUCUUAAUCACUUUUCUUUAUUUGUGUACAACACUGAAGUUUUAACCGGACACUACUGUCCUCUGAUGGCUAAAACGAGAGCAAUUUAGUCAAUUAUAACUUUAAUACUCUAAAAAUUACAUUUUAAUUGAAUCACAUUUUAAUAAACAAUUGGACAGCAAUUGUGAAACAAAAUGGCGUCUGAAUGGUUACCAUGGGCUAGCCUCAACUGACACAAUGCUGAGGGUUGAUAUUAAUGUCAGUGCUAGAAGACACUGGGUCUUAAAUCCAUACUAGCUACAUAGUGUAUAUAUAUGAAUAAAAAUGUUCAGUUCUGUUUCCACAAAUUAGCCACAAAUUGUCACCUAGCAUUGGCAGAAUGAGACUUCAUUAACACUGAAUUAUUUGCUUCCUCAUAAAGUUAGUUUUUGAGCUAACAAGAAACAGAUUAGAGGUUUUUGCAGCUUAAGUGGACAAUCGUGUUUAAUGUGUAAUUAGUUGUGGUAGGUAGUCUGUUCAAAUGUUCAACAGAAAGCCUUACUUUAAUAUUUCCAGCUUCUUACUAGGUGCAUUAUGUAAUCAAUGCCAUUGAGAUCAUAAUCGACUGUGCGUUUUUUAAUUCAGUAGAACGAGGUAUAGAUCUGUGUACAGAUCAGUAUAUUAAUCCAUUCCUGUAUUUUUCACACUACAUACAGUAAAUAACAUUGGGUUUGUUGAUUAUGGGCUGUAUUUUUUAUGCUUUCGUAUUUUCAUUUGUUUCAAAAUUGAAAAUUGUUCCUGUUAAUUUUUUUUUAGAUCACAGACAAUAAAUCAUAUUCUGUGUUUGUCCAAUA